AGUAAUUGAGAGUUCAAAAUGAAGCUUGAUAUACAGAAUGAAAAGUCAAUUAUUAGUACUACCAUUAUGUAAUAAGAUUCUUUGGUGGAAUAUAUAUGCCGUACAAUUGGGGUAUAGUUUUAAGAAAAUUGAUCAAUCACAGAGCAAAUGUAUGAUUUGACCAAGUAACAAUUUUUCUAAUGUAGAUGUAAUCUGAAGUACAUGACUUAUUGGGCAAAAUGUGAAAGGAGUAUUUGUAGACACUCUCAGAUAGGUAGCUAUUUACAGAGAAACUUGAGACUGAUGCUGGUUUCUCACCUCAAGAAGAUUCAUACUGUAACUAGCAGCUAUGCCUGUGCUAGCAUUCUGCGGGAAUGCGUGCAGACUUUAAACUUAAGAAAAGCAAAAGCAAUCCAUGCAAACCUCAUCAAGGGAUCCACGUUUGAGUCAGAUUCUUUGUUCAUGCACAACCAUUUGAUGAAUGCAUAUGUGAAAUUGGGGGAUGUCGAGAACGGUCUCCAGUUGUUUGAGGAAAUGCCUGAGAAGAAUGUGGUGUCAUGGACGGUGCUCAUUGCGGGAUUUGUGCACAAGGGUUUUCCUACUAAAGCAGUUUCCCUGUUUUCGGAUAUGCACAGGAGUAGAGUUAGGCCGAAUGAGUAUACUUUUGUGAGCAUGCUCCAUGCGUGCUCUUUUGCAGAGAGUGUGGACUUGAUUUGUGCCUUUCAAGUUUACGCUUUGGUAAUUAGACUGGGAUUUGUUAGUAAUAUGUAUUUAGUGAAUGCAUUUUUGACUGCUUUGAUAAGGCAUGGUAUGUUGAGUGAAGCUACGCAGGUGUUUGAAGGGUGUUUGGAUAAGGAUAUCGUGUCAUGGAAUGCCAUGUUUGAUGGUUUUUUGAAAUAUAGUUGUGAUGAUAUACCAGGAUUCUGGCAAAGGAUGAAUAGUGAAGGGAUAAAACCAGAUGAAUUCACUUUCGCUACUGGUCUUACGGGGCUGGCAGAACUAUCCAAUCUUGAAAUUGGAUUGCAAGCUCAUGCACUCCUUGUGAAAUCCGGUCACGGGAGUGAAAGAUGUGUGGGGAAUGCCUUGGUUGAUAUGUACUUGAAAAAUCAAAGGCUGACUGAUGGUCUUCGAGCAUUUGAGGAGAUCCCUAUGAAAGAUGUGUGCUCUUGGACUCAGAUGGCAACAGGGUGUUUGAAUUGUGGGGAGCCUAUUAAGGCACUUAGAGCAAUCAGUGAAAUGAGGAAGGGUGGUAUUAAGCCCAACAAAUUUACUAUUGCGACAGGGUUUAAUGCGUGUGCCAACUUGGCAAGUUUGGAGGAAGGGCAGAAACUUCAAGGCCUUAUGAUUAAACUCGGGGAUGAUCUUGAUGUAUGCGUGGAUAAUGCAUUACUCGAUAUGUAUGCAAAAUGUGGGUGUAUGGAUGAGGCAUUGAGGGUUUUCAGAUCAAUGGCUGAACGUUCUGUGGUUUCAUGGACAACGAUGAUUAUGGGGUAUGCACAAAAUGGACAUUCUGAUGAAGCUCUCCAGAUUUUCGAAGACAUGAAGCUGGAAGGAGCAAUGCCUAAUUAUAUUACUUUCAUAUGUGUGCUAUAUGCAUGCAGCCAAGGAGGACAUAUCGAUACUGGACUUAAAUUUUUUACUUCCAUGAGUCGUGAUUAUGGUAUUAUUCCUGGAGAAGAUCACUAUGUUUGCAUGGUGAAUCUUCUUGGCCGGGCAGGACGGAUUAAAGAAGCAGAAGAAUUGAUCUUAGAUAUGCCAUUCAAACCAAGUGUUCUUAUUUGGCAAACCUUGCUUGGUGCUUGUCGGCUCCAUGGGGACGUGGACACAGCAAAACGUGCAGCAGAACAUGCAUUUGCUAUCGAUGAGAAUGACCCUUCAACAUAUGUGCUAUUGUCCAAUACAUUUGCUGAGUUUGAGAAUUGGAGCAAUGCGGGAACAUUGAGAAAAUGGAUAGAAAAUAGGAAUAUCAAGAAAAUGCCUGGUUCCAGUUGGCUUGAAAUAAACCAAGAUCAUUCAAAUAUAUGGGGUUGCUAAAAUGGACCCAACAUGUGGAUGUCCAGAACAAAUUCCUCUAUUGUAUCUGUUAGUUAAUUUUUUGAAACAUGAUCCAUUUUUCUAAACUUGAACAAGUUGUUUCCUGCUAAACUUAUUAGACAUCACACUGUCAAGAUACGAGGGUAGAGGUCUCAUCUACACAAUUGUAGGCCAACACCACACAUAAAUGGUG
This is a messenger RNA of Sesamum indicum (sesame), 2206 nucleotides long. Its product is annotated as pentatricopeptide repeat-containing protein At2g13600-like. Gene Ontology annotation, molecular function: protein binding; RNA binding. Gene Ontology annotation, biological process: RNA modification. Lineage: Eukaryota; Viridiplantae; Streptophyta; Magnoliopsida; Lamiales; Pedaliaceae. The record is from RefSeq and is a predicted model, not a curated record.